AACGUAAACACAAACAAUAAACCCAACGCGAACGAACGAACGAAUAUCCAAAUCCUCUCAAGCCGAAUCCUGCAUUGAAGUUGGAUCUCCGAUGGCGAUGCUCAUGAUUCCCUCCAAGGUCUCCAGUCAUGUCCGGUUCUUACUUAUGGAAUUCAACGAUUCCGACUAUCACUCUCUGGCCCAAGAGAUUUGUGAGUUCUUUGACUAUGGAGUAGAAACUAGCAUUUGCGUUCUCAAGACCUGCUUCACCUUUUGGAAAGGAGGCCACACAAAUACAUUGCAACUUGAGAAUGUAGUAUCCUUGGUUCUCAAACGUGUCUUGGAAAUGCCUAAUUUCGCAACUCUUCUUUCUUGCGCACUCCAAGAUUUUGAGGUCACUCCAGAGUUCGUCACUGCAUUUCACUCUGAUGCAAGCACAAGUGAACAUUUAGAUUCCUUCAUUCACCUUUUGUCCUCCCAUCACUCUACUGAUAAACUCCAAUUUGUUCACAACCCUUUCCCUUCAGUGGAACUCCACGAAGCUGAUGUUUUCAGGAGCUUGGAUUUAAAUAGCCUUGAUGCUAUCUUAACUGAAACUGCGAAGGAGACUAGUGUGGGAGAUCUCAUAGAAGAAUUGGGUUAAGUCAUGGAAUGUUGACAUCCUUUUUGAGACAAUUAAACUGCUAGCUCCUGGCACAACCUGGCCGAGAGUAAUUGAAAAUCUGGAUCAUGAAGGAUUUGAUAUUCCUAACAUGGAGGCUUUCUUGUUUUUCAUGAUGGUUGUUAGAAAUAUCUGCAAGGACCCAUUUCCUCUUCAUGCCGUUUGUUCUUUUGUGUGGAAAAAUAUGGAGGGUCAGCUAUCUUUCCUUAAGCAUGCAGUAUUGGCACCGCCAGAAAUAUUCACCUUUGUACACUCUACUAGGAAGCUGUUGUCUAUUGAUAACAUGCACAUCGAUGAGCAAACAGCACUUUCCAAUCACGCAUGGCGGUCUCUUGAUCUUUUAGAUGUGCUAUGCCAGUUGGCCGAGAGUGGGCAUGCUGUUUCAGUUCGUUCAUUGCUUCAGUAUCCACUGGCCCAUUGUCCUAGAACCUUGCUUCUUGGGAUGGCUCAUAUUGAAACUGCUUGUAAUAUCAUUCAGCGUGAGGUGGUAUCUGAUGUACUUCCCCUUAUGAUAAAGAAUACCCAGGAUAUUGGUUUUGUCCUUAACCUCUGGCAGCUGAACAGAGAACUUGUUAUUUGGGGUCUUUUAGAUGCCCAAAAUCUCGGACUAGACAGCAUGCUCAGAAUAAUUGAUAUCUUCCAUGAGCUUAAGAUUCUCUCUUCUGUUAUAAACUCAGUUCCGCUGUCACUUGGCAUCAAAUUGGCAAUCCUUGCCUCACAGAGAGGGUUUCUAGAGAUUGAGAGUUGGUUGUCAAAAUGCCUUUUUCUGUACAAGGAUGUCUUUUUUGAGGAGUGCCUCAAGGUUAUCAAGGACAUUCAUUUUCAGAAAUCGAAGGAUAUUUUUUCCAAACAGUUCCGUUCCGCUGAUCUCAUGUCAGAUCUUUGUUUGGAUGCAACAUCUUUCCUUUUGAAUGCUUUGAAACCGCAUAUUACAUCACGUCAACUGUUUGAAGAAUUAGAAAAGGUCCAUGAAGCAGUUUUGAACAUAGGAACUUUUGUUGCUGCAACGGAGAGAAAGGAGAAUCCAAUAGAGGCUCCACCUUCAGAAGUUCAGGACAAAAUGUAUUUCAUAAUGAAUAAUGUCUCAGCAGCAAAUGUUGAAUCCAAAGGGAAAGAAUUCUCUGAAAUUUUGUCUAUUCAGUACUACCCUUGGUUUGCCCAGUAUAUGGUCAUGAAAAGAGUGAGUACCGAGCAACAGUUUCAUGACUUGUACUUGAAGUUCUUGGACAAAGUUAAUUCCCAGCAAUUAUACAAGGAGAUAGUCCAAGCUUCCUAUGAGAACUGCAAGGUUCUGUUAGGUUCAGCGCUCAUAAAGUCAGAUUCAGAAGAGCGGUCCUUGCUUAAAAACUUAGGCAGUUGGCUUGGGAAGGUGACCAUUGGAAGGAAUCGCGUUUUAAGGGCGUGUGAAAUAGAUCCAAAAUCACUGAUAAUUGAUGCAUAUGAAAAAGGGCUGCUUAUUGCUAUCCUUCCGUUCACUGCAAAGGUUUUGGAAUCCUGCCAAAGCAGUAUUGCAUAUCAACCUCCGAAUCCAUGGACUAUGCCUAUACUCGGGUUACUGUCAGAGAUUUAUUCAAUGCCAAACCUUAAAAUGAACCUGAAGUUUGAGAUAGAGAUUUUUUUCAAGAACAUUGGGGUUAAUAUCAAAAGUGUAAAACCAACUUCCCUUCUGAAGAACCGGAAGAGAGAAAUAGAUGGAAAUCCUGAUUUUAGGAACAAAGAUUUUGGUGUGGCCCAGGGAUCCCAACCACAGAUGAUCGAUGAGUUUAAAUCUGAAAAUAUUUCUCCGCAAAACCAUGUAGAGCUACCUACCAAUGCAGGCGUUCAUUCAAAGUUAUUGCCACAGGCAACCAUGCUUUUUGCUGAAUGGUGUCAGAUCUGCAGUCACCCUGGUGAAAAUGAUGCAUCACGUACCCGCCAUGUCUUGCAUUUAUAUCAAAGUGGACUACUGAAGGGAGAUGAUAAAACUGAGAGCUUUUUCCGUAUUCUUACAGAAUAUUCUAUUGCUCAUUGCAUAUCAUCUGGGGAAAUGAAUUCUGGUGCCCUGCAAUCUACUCAGGAAGUUCAGGAACCAUCAUUUGUUGCCAUCGAUAUCUAUGCCAAACUAGUGUUUUCUAUCUUGAAUUAUUUUCGUGAGCAGGAGUCUAGCUGCAAAUCCUUUCUUCUUUCGAAGAUUGUGACUGUCAUUGUGAGAUCUAUUUUAAAGGACGCAGAUGACGAAAAGACACCACUUUAUCCAAGACCAUAUUUCAGAUUGUUCAUCAACUUGCUGCUUGAUUUAUCUUCCCGGGACCAUAUAACCGAUAGUGAAAACUAUCAGGUUUUAAUAGUUUUCGCAAAUGCAUUUCACGCGCUGCGCUUCUUAAAAUCCCCGCGUUCAGGUUACCGACAUAUACUUGUUUCUCUCUGCUGUUUCCUAACGUCAAGUCAGCAAGCCAAUAGUCAUUACCAUCGACUACUUCAUAUCACGAGCUCUCUUAUAUCAGCUUCAACCUGCAGAGACUUGGUCACCCAUACACCAGAAUGACCAACAAAGGAACUAAAAAUCCCAAGGAGGGAUA
Molecule: messenger RNA, 3198 nt
Organism: Brassica napus (rape)
Lineage: Eukaryota; Viridiplantae; Streptophyta; Magnoliopsida; Brassicales; Brassicaceae
Product: CCR4-NOT transcription complex subunit 1-like
Exons: 23
Coding region: 732-3164 (810 amino acids)
Biological process (GO): nuclear-transcribed mRNA catabolic process, deadenylation-dependent decay
Cellular component (GO): CCR4-NOT core complex; P-body
Molecular function (GO): molecular adaptor activity
Source: RefSeq, a predicted model, not a curated record